ACUAACACUGUCCUCGACUGCUCAACCUCCGGCCACUGAAACAUCCGUCAGCCACACAUCUGCUUUGAAGAUGAGUUCUAGAGUGUCAGGUGAUCUGGAGAGAGAUGAGGCAGAAGAGGAGGAGGAAGAAGAGGAGAGCAUGAACCCGACAGAGGUGAAAAUGAGUCAGAUAGUUAUGCCCUGUCACAGCAACCACCGACAGGAGCUGAGCGUGGGACACCUGCUCAAAUGGAUAGACUCCACCGCCUGCCUCUCUGCUGAGAGACAUGCUGGAAGCCCCUGUGUCACUGCGUCCAUGGAUGACAUCCACUUUGAACACACCAUCAGUGUGGGUCAGGUGGUGAACAUCAAGGCAAGGGUCAACAGAGCCUUUAACACCAGUAUGGAGGUGGGCAUACAGGUGAGCUGUGAGGACUUGUUCUCCGAUCGUCACUGGAGAGUUUGUCACGCCUACGCCACCUUUGUAACCCAGCGCAGAAACACUGGACAGAAGGUGAUCUUGAAACCCAUCGUACCUCACACUCAGAGGGAGCAGGUUGAAUACAGCGUGGCAGCUGAGAGACGGAGGGUCAGGAUGGUACACGAUGACAUCAUCAAAGAUCUGCUCUCCCACGGGUCCAUCCAGCAGGCUGACAACUCAGCAGUAGGAGAUGCAGUGGCAGCAGAGAGGACCAAGGUGGAGAGUGUUGAGCUGGUUCUACCCCCACAUGCUAAUCAUCAGGUGAACACAUUUGGAGGACAGAUCAUGGCCUGGAUGGUGAAUGUAGCUACCAUCGCUGCCAGUCGUCUGUGUCAGGCUCAUCCCACUCUUCGGGCCAUCGACAUGUUCACUUUCAGAGGACCUUCUCAGAUCGGUGACAGACUGCUGCUGAGGGCCAUCGUCAAUAACGCCUUCAAAAACAGCUUAGAGGUGGGGGUGCGAGCAGAGGCCUAUCAGGAGGAGGGGCCUAACCGACACAUAAACUCUGCCUUCAUGACCUUUGAGGUGCUGGAUGACCAUGGGAAGCCAUGUAUGUUACCACGGAUACGACCUGAACCCCUGGAAGGGGAGAGGAGGUUUCAAGAGGCCAUAGCCAGGAAGAAGAUCAGGUUAGACAGAAAGUAUAUCAUUUCCCGCACGCAGGGCGAGGUCCCUCUGUCCGUACCCUGGGACCCCCGAAACCAGGUGUACCUGAGCUAUAACAAUGUGUCAGCUCUGAAGAUGUUAGCUGCUCGAAACAACUGGCGCCUCAGUUCUGAAAAAGACAAGGUUCGUCUUUACACCCUGGAGCAGAAGUCCACGCUGAGUUUCAGGGUGGAAUCGGAGGUGGACGUUCCCGCUCACAGAGCCUUCUGUCUGCUGGCUGAGCUCAGCAGCAGACCGAGCUGGGACAAACAUUAUCAGAAGUGUGAGCUGAUCCACCGGGUGGAUGAUGAUGACUUCCUGUAUCGUGUGGUCACCCCGUCAGUCCAUCACGGUGCUCCUGGUUCUCCGACUUCAGCCAAUCUUGGAGCAGGAAUCCUGCAGGACUUCAUCUUGCUGGCUUCCAAGAGGAAGCCGUGCAGCAGUGGAGAUCCAUAUGUCAUCGCUCUGCGGUCAGUGUCUCUGCCCACUCACCCCCCCACUGACACAUACAACAGAGGGGAGGUCCUGUGUGCUGGAUUUACCAUCCUGGAAAGCGAGAACAACAUGUCGCUGAUCAGUUACUAUAACCAGGCAUCUCCAGAGGUCCUCCCGUACAUCUCCACUGACAUCGCCGGCCUCUCCUCCUCCUUCUACCACACCUUCUGCUCCUGCAGCCAGUACCUGACUGAGAACAGGCUGCAGCUCACCUCUGAGGAGCAAACUGACCAAUACCAGGCAAAUCCAGACAGUCUCACCUCUGAGGAUGAAGCUGACAGUGUGUCAGUGGUCCUCCACAGCACCCAGCUGUAGACAGGCAGCGGUACUCUCCAGGCCAGUUUACAUCACCUAGUGUAGGGUGAAGUCCGUCUGCUGUUUUCACACAAGGUUUGAUUCAUACUGUCAAAGUGUUCACAGUGAGCACAGGAGGAUAUUGGCAUUAAAACUUUUUAAACUUUGUUUUUUUAAUAGGAGUGAGAGAUCACAUCAGAACAGAUCAGUUAAAAAAGAUCACAGUAAAGUGAGUAAAGAAAAACUGCCUUAGACACUUUAAUAUUCAGAGCUGGAUGUAAGACACACACCUGGGCUGUAUUCUCUAAACAUUUUAUGUCGCUAAGAGUUCUCCUGAGUCACACUUAAAGUUUGUAACUCAAAGUUUUUCAUGAAUCCUCUUCACAAAGCUUUCACAACUCUGAGAGUCAGACUCUGUGGCUAUGGCUUACAAAGAACCUGGUGCCUCAAAAGAGCCUGUGCAACAUCCUGCAGUAAUGAAUAAAAAUAACUGUCACAGAUAAACAAAUAUAGACCUAAAUAUGGUAGAAAUUCAAUAAUAGCGGAUGAGGUGCUGUUUUAAGUAGUGCAUUUCCCAAAUGCAUCUGUAUGAUGAUGUUUGUAUGAACCCGGCACUUCAAUUAAAAAAAAUCAGCACAUUUAGUGUUUCCUGAUUUGCCCCUCCCAUACCUGUCUGUUCACUGCCACAGUUUAAAUUCUGUGUAAAAUUUUAAAAGAUCUAAAGCUGUUUGAGAUGUUGCUUCAUUGUUGAGCUGUGUGCACCUCAACUCAGCCCAUUCUCUCUCUUUCUCUCUCUCUCACUCACACACACACACACACACAAAAAUUAGUCCUAAAGUUAGGACUAACACACCCCGUAUUUUUCAGGAGCUACUUAUGCUUUGUGAAUACAGGCCCUGAUUUCAAAAUAAAGUCUUGUUCAAUAUUAAUUAUUCUGUUUGGACACAAGUAAAACUGUGAGACGUGUCAUUCAGGAUUAGUUCAUCUGUUUUCAGUCUUGUAAAUGUAAUUGUAAAUCUACAGUUGGGUUGUUUGUGGGUUUUUAUUUUGACAAACACUAACAGUGGUACGACAGUGCUGACAGCGGUUAGCACAAGGAACUUCUUUCUUUUAUAUGAAGACAUUGAUGCUUUCAUAGGACUUUAAUAAAGUGUUCUUAACAUGA
This is a messenger RNA of Seriola dumerili (greater amberjack), 3059 nucleotides long. RefSeq names its product acyl-coenzyme A thioesterase 11-like. Gene Ontology annotation, molecular function: thiolester hydrolase activity; lipid binding. The transcript has 17 exons. Bases 71 to 1915 code for a protein of 614 amino acids. Lineage: Eukaryota; Metazoa; Chordata; Actinopteri; Carangiformes; Carangidae. Gene Ontology annotation, cellular component: extracellular exosome. The record is from RefSeq and is a predicted model, not a curated record.